AUGCUAAGAACUCAGAAUUCAUUACAGCCCAAUAGAGGUCAAGGUAUAAAUCAAAAUCCUUUCAUAGAAAAAUUAGGAAUGAAACCUUUCUUUACUUCAAAUCCGCAAGCCCAACAAGGUUUCAAAUUCGGUGUUCAAGGUAACCCCACGACAUCGAAUUCUUACCAUCCACAAGCUAACUUUAAAUUCGGAAUACCAACCAAUAAGCAAAUUAACGUACCCCCUGCACAACCUCAACAAUUAGGAUACAAGCCUCAACUCCAACAACAAUUUGGCUAUAGGCCGCAAUUUAACCAUGGUCAACCACAAAUUGGCUACAAACCCCCACUAAACCAAAAUUCAACCCAAUUCGGUUACCGACCACAGUUCAACCAAGGCCAACAACAACAAUUCGGUUAUCGACCACAGUUUAACCAAGGCCAACAACAGCAAUUUGGCUACCGACCCCAAUUUAACCAAGGUCAACAACAAUUCGGUUUUCGUCCACCACAAAAAUUUGUUCCACAAAUAUCAACGGAUGUGAGCAUGCGCACCGCUCCCCCGUUAAAACCUCAAGGAUUUAGAAUGAACGAACUUUAUAACUUAAACGAACCUGAAAUUGACGACGCUAAUUGCAUAUAUGAGAACUCUGAAACAAAUUAUUAUAAUGACUGUAAUGACGCAUAUCCUAUAAACGACACUGAAACUUAUGAGACUACAAUUGAUCAAGAUGACCAGACCCCGAGUGUCCAAAAUGUAGAAAAUUUUCACAUAACUUUAUUCGACGGACCCCUGAAAUAA
Messenger RNA from Leptosia nina, 780 nucleotides. NCBI's taxonomy places the organism in Eukaryota, Metazoa, Arthropoda, Insecta, Lepidoptera, Pieridae. The record is from the annotation of a GenBank genome assembly.